CUCUGAAGAGAAAGUCUACUGGUCCUCUCCUCAUGGCAGAUGGGACCUCGGGUCCCAGGCCCAGCGCCCGUACCCCAACUCCCCUUGAAGGCCCGGAAGGCGGAGUCCCCCGUCCCCACCCCGCCCCCCACCCCGGCCCCGGCGCAUCCAGAGGCGCAGGGUCCCUCCCCCAAACUCGGCCGCGGCCGGAGCCCGGGACGGAAACCACAGACCCCCCUACUAUCCCCCGCCAGACAACAGAGCUCCCGAACGCGCACUCGCGGCGCCCCCUCCCCGCAAGCGGCGCACCCGGGGCCCCCAAAGAGCCGCGCGACCGGAACCCGGGCCCGGCCGCCGCCCUCCGCCCCUCGGGCCAGGCCCGCCCCCGCCGCCUCCCCGGCGCCCCCAGUCAGCCCCCAGCUCCCCACCCCGGCCCUCCGGGCUGCACCGGGCCCGGCUUCCAGCCGCCGCCGGGACCGCGCGCCCGCGACGAAGUUUGGCUCCGAAGAGGAGCGGGAGCAGCCCCGGAAGGGCUGAAGCUGGGUCUUCGUUUCCCUUCGAAAUGUCUCCAUUGUAAUCCAGCAAGAUUGGCAUUUGUCAAAGGUGAAAAAAUUAUGAUCCAUUCACUUUGUCUAGUCUAUUGUAUGCUUAUUUUUCCUUCAAAACAAUGAAGAGCACACAAAAAGCAACAGUGAAAGUUAUCUUCAGGCUUUUAUCCCUGUAAUUAAUGCAUGCAAACAAUAGGUCUUUAUACAUAGGUACAGACAAGAAACCUAUUUACUCAUUCACUCAUGGAGUAGGCUAUGUAGUUUUUAGGCAUAGCUAAUGCUAAACAGGGCCAACAUGUUCCUGAAGUAAUUCAAUUUUCCCCCAUCUUAAAGAUAUUUUACUACACACCGAGGUAAUGUUAACUGUUAUCUAUCACCAUAGCAUGGGCCCCUGCAGUGGAAAAAGUCUGCACACUAAGAUGAUGUUCCGUGAGAUCCAUUGUCUAGAAUGACUUUCUCAUUUGUGUCUUUGCUAGUAAUUCUGUAGAAUUAACUGUAGCGGAUGGUUAAACCGAAUGGUCAUAAUUUGAACAGACUGAACAGAAAAAGAUACUUCAUCAAAGCAGUGUUUUGAAUAUGAACUCAAAAGUGUAAACGGCAUUUUUCCAGUACUGAUCCCCAAUAUUAAUGCUCAUAUACAGAGUUAAAGAAUAUAUAUUUGAUUUGAUUAAAGUCAUAUAU
This is a messenger RNA of Phacochoerus africanus (Common warthog), 1208 nucleotides long. RefSeq names its product basic proline-rich protein-like. The coding region runs from base 33 to 650 and encodes 205 amino acids. The transcript is spliced from 2 exons. The record is from RefSeq and is a predicted model, not a curated record. Lineage: Eukaryota; Metazoa; Chordata; Mammalia; Artiodactyla; Suidae.